This is a messenger RNA of Ctenocephalides felis (cat flea), 1319 nucleotides long. Its product is annotated as beta-ureidopropionase-like. The transcript has 9 exons. NCBI's taxonomy places the organism in Eukaryota, Metazoa, Arthropoda, Insecta, Siphonaptera, Pulicidae. The record is from RefSeq and is a predicted model, not a curated record. Bases 150 to 1319 code for a protein of 389 amino acids. Gene Ontology annotation, molecular function: beta-ureidopropionase activity.
GUGUUGUGUAAACAAAUCUAUUAAUAACUUAUUUUCCGACAUUGAUAAAAAAGUUUUAUAUCAAAAAUUGAAUGUCUCACAAGUGCAGGAACAUUUUGUAAUAUUUUUCACAACUUUAUUAUAAAUUAUAUUAUAAAAAAUUGUUAAAAAUGUCCAGUGCCAAGAUUGAGAGUGUAGAGAAGGUUUUGGAUAAAUAUAUUCCUGAAGAGGAACUAAAGGAGGUUAAAAAGAUUAUUUAUGGACGCAACGAUUAUUCAUCGUUGGAUCUCCACCCAGACAGUUUAUCAUUUGCAACAACGAACAAUUUCGAAAUCCGUGGCCACACUUUUGUACCUCUAGCUCGCCAUGAAUCUACAAGAGCCUCGAGAGUUGUUAGAAUUGCAGCAGUGCAAUUUGCACUACCCGAAGGACUCAACACGUGGACUCCUGUGGCUGAAAUGAGAGAGGCUUUGUAUGGAAAGGCUAGGAAUAUUAUACAAGCUGCUCAUGAUAAUAAUGUUAAUGUGCUUUGCUUGCAGGAAGCAUGGACAAUGCCUUUUGGGUUUUGUACUCGAGAAAAAUUACCUUGGUGUGAAUAUGCUGAAUCAGCAGAAGAUGGAUCAACAACCCGUAUGUUGCAAAAGCUUUGCAAAGAAUACAACAUGGUGAUAAUUUCACCAAUUUUGGAACGUGAUGCAAACCAUGGGGAUACCAUUUGGAACACUGCAGUCGUUAUUGAUAAUAAAGGAGAGGUUUUGGGCAAACACAGAAAAAAUCACAUUCCAAGAGUUGGAGAUUUUAAUGAGUCGACUUAUUACAUGGAAGGAAACACUGGCCAUCCUGUUUUUGAAACUGAUUUUGGAAAACUUGCCAUAAACAUUUGUUACGGUCGACACCAUCCACUCAAUUGGACUAUGUUUGCAAUUAAUGGAGCAGAGAUCAUCUUUAAUCCUUCGGCAACUAUUGGGUCUUUAAGUGAACCCCUGUGGCCAGUAGAGGCUCGCUGUGCAGCAAUAGCUAACGGGUGCUUCACAGUGGCCAUAAAUCGUGUGGGAACAGAAAUCUUUGAAAAGGAAUUCACUUCAGGAGACGGCAAGGAAGCUCAUAAGAACUUUGGCCCGUUUUAUGGGUCCAGCUAUGUUGCAUCGCCUGAUGGACAGCUGAGCGAGUUUUUGUCUCGAAACAAGGAUGGAUUGCUCAUUGCUGAAAUGGAUUUGAAUUUAUGCAGACAAGUCAAAGAUCAUUGGGGAUUCAGAAUGACUCAGAGAUUAGAACUAUAUGCUGAGAGUUUUACGAAAGCUGUACAGCAUGACUUUAAGCCACAGAUUGUUAAAAAGUAA